Messenger RNA from Ctenopharyngodon idella (grass carp), 3618 nucleotides. RefSeq names its product monoamine oxidase (gene maoa). The coding region runs from base 72 to 1688 and encodes 538 amino acids. Gene Ontology annotation, molecular function: oxidoreductase activity. The transcript is spliced from 15 exons. The record is from RefSeq and is a predicted model, not a curated record. NCBI's taxonomy places the organism in Eukaryota, Metazoa, Chordata, Actinopteri, Cypriniformes, Xenocyprididae.
CCAGUGCUCUUCUACUCUGUCAUUCCCACUGAUAGGAGGCGGGGGCGGGGCUCAGAAUGCUUUGAACACAGAUGCGGAGCGGCUCUUCUGCUCUGAGCGCCAGUGAGACGAACAGCACCAUGACUGCGAACGCAUACGACGUGAUUGUGAUUGGCGGAGGCAUCUCAGGUCUGAGUGCUGCCAAGCUGUUGGUGGAAAGCGGCCUGAAUCCUGUCCUCCUGGAAGCCAGGAACCGUGUUGGUGGAAGAACCUUCACUGUUCAGAAUAAGGAGACCAAAUGGGUGGAUCUGGGAGGAGCGUACAUUGGGCCCACUCAAAACCGCAUCCUGAGGAUAGCCAAACAGUACGGGGUGAAAACAUACAAAGUCAACGAGGAGGAGUCUCUGGUUCACUAUGUGAAGGGGAAGUCAUAUCCAUUCAAAGGGCCUUUCCCUCCAGUGUGGAACCCUCUCGCCUACAUGGACUACAACAAUCUCUGGAGGACAAUGGACAAGAUGGGAAUGGAGAUACCUAAAGAAGCUCCAUGGAGGGCCCCUCAUGCCGAAGAGUGGGACAAGAUGACCAUGAAGCAACUCUUUGACAAGAUUUGCUGGACCAGGGCCGCUCACCGCUUUGCAACUCUGUUUGUCAAUGUGAACGUAACCUCCGAGCCCCAUGAGGUGUCUGCUCUGUGGUUCCUUUGGUAUGUCAAGCAGUGUGGAGGCACAAUGAGAAUCUUCUCUACCACCAAUGGAGGCCAGGAGCGCAAGUUUGCCGGAGGUGCCAAUCAAAUCAGUGAGGCGAUGGCGAGAGAGCUGGGUGACCGUGUGAAGCUGGGCAGAGCCGUCUACAGCAUUGACCAGACUGGAGACCUGGUGGAAGUCAGAACAGUUAAUGAGGAGAUAUACAAGGCCAAAUAUGUCAUACUUGCCAUACCACCCGGGCUGAACUUGAAGAUCCAUUUUAACCCUGAACUGCCCCCUCUGAGGAACCAACUCAUUCAUAGAGUGCCUAUGGGCUCAGUCAUCAAAUGCAUGGUGUACUACAAAGAGAAUUUCUGGAGGAAGAAGGGAUUCUGUGGCAGCAUGGUGAUCGAGGAGGAGGACGCGCCUAUUGGUCUCACGCUUGACGACACUAAGCCUGAUGGGUCUGUGCCUGCUAUAAUGGGUUUCAUCCUGGCACGAAAAUCUAGGAAACUAGCAGGCCUGACGAAAGAUGAGAGAAAGAGAAGGAUCUGUGAGAUUUAUUCUCGUGUGCUCGGCUCAGAGGAAGCGCUACAUCCUGUGCACUACGAGGAGAAAAACUGGUGUGAGGAGGAAUACUCUGGUGGCUGCUACACCGCCUACUUUCCCCCUGGAAUCAUGACACAGUAUGGCAGGGUCCUGCGGGAGCCGGUGGGCAGGCUGUACUUUGCAGGAACUGAAACAGCCACAGAGUGGAGCGGUUACAUGGAGGGGGCCGUGCAGGCAGGCGAGAGAGCCACUAGAGAGAUUUUGUGUGCAAUGGGAAAACUCCAUGCGAGUCAGAUCUGGCAGUCAGAGCCUGAAUCACUGGAUGUCCCAGCCCGGCCGUUUGUCACCACAUUUUGGGAAAGAAACUUGCCAUCGGUUGGAGGAUUCCUCAAGUUUAUGAGUGUGUCUUCCUUCUUGGGUCUGGCCACAGCAGCAGGAGUGGUCGCCUACAAGAAGGGGCUCCUCCCACAUAGCUAAAGCCCCUCCCACUUUCACAACCUGUUCUCUGUGACCUGGCCUUGUGAUUGUGGCGUUCAGUCAUCUAAUCACAGCCACAACUGCCUGGGUAUGUGGCCGAGUUACUUAGUUGAGAUAUGACAUACAAUUGCUCAGUCAUUGCUGAAAAUUAACCAAGUGAUUAUUAUGGCAUAAUGAAUAGCUACUAAUUGUUAAUGUGGAAAAUGCCCUGUCAAAGAGUUCACAAACUAGCUGACAUUCCACAACCAUUCAUUGUGUGUGUACAAGUGUGUGUGUUUAUCACCAGUCUUAUUGAUUACCUCUGCUAAUUUCAGGUGCUGUUCUCAGGAACUCAUUAAUUAACCUUCCAAAAUAUUGAAGUAACUACUACAGAGAUUAGAUUAGCAUUUAGCAAUGCAUUUUGUUGUACUCUGUGACAGAGAAUAUCUUCUCUACAUCACAACACAGAAGCUAUAAUAGCUUCAGCACAAUUCACUAUAUCAUUCAUGAGAGCAGCAGAGGCUGUUCAUAUUUACUCUCAAUUCUCAACAUGCCAUGACAAUGUCAAAUGACAAUUAGUACAGACUGUCUUUGUGUCUGGUAAUAUAAUGAAGUGAAGUUUAUCAGUCAGAGAGCUGAUUUGAAGGAUGUCCCAGUGUUUAAUGUAAUCUCUAAAAGCUGCUGUGUGUGAUUAUUGCUGAUUGAAACAUAUGAAAGCAUUUGAAUGUACUUUUACAUAUUAGAUUUUUUUUUUUGAUGUAACAGAACAGCGUAUACUUGAAAUAUGAUUUUUUUGGCAUGCAUUCACUGUCAACUAUCCAUUGUUAAACAACCCUCUAAGAAUCCCAUAUAUUAUUAAUAGUAAAAAAUGUUGAAAUGUAAUUAAAUUUGUAUUUUUAAACAAAUAUAAAGGCUUUCCAAUUUUAUCUAAAUGGUUUAUUGAUCCACCAACUAGAUAGAUAGAUAGACGGAUGUAAGUGGAAAGCGUCCCUCCCUCACCUUUGUAGCAGUAACCUGUGCAAUAUUAUUUCCUGAACAAUUAUAAUAUUAUGUAUUCAUUAUAUUCCAAUUAAAUAUUCUUUUGCAUUUCAUGGUAAAUUUUAUAUAUAUUUCAUCAUCUAAAAUUGCAAUUAAUUGAAAAGGAGGUAAUGCUGCCCAAAACAGACAGAUUUGAAAAUAAAAUGUACGGUAUGUAAACCUGAAGUGUGUAAAUUUUGUUGUUCCAAAGAUAUAUUGUAACUGUUGUUUGUGGUGCCUUAAUCUGAUGUAGUAUUCCUCAUUUCUCAAGUGCCUCUGUGCUGAUGCGCUCCUCCAGUCUGGGUCAGUCACUGGCUGCUUUAGGUGAUGGUUUCUAAAAACAAGCUCUUUUCACACAGUCAUAACCAGAAUUUCUUUUCAGAAGUCUGUGAAGAUCUUUGGUAGAUAAAUCUGCAUCGAAGAAACAUUUAAAAACUUGCUGUGAGCUGCUCUAGCCCUCAGCAUGCUGUACAAUCAAAAGCUCUCACUGAAGAAGCCACUGAUGACUCAGGACUGACAGAAUCCGAGGCAAAGCCACUCUUGACUGUUGAUUAUAAUGUUGGAUAAGAAAGCUUACUAUCCAUGACCUACAGUUCAUCUUGGUUGGUCAACUGUGAACUUAGUAACGAUGUGGUGACUCUUUUGUCCUGACAUGUUGUAGUUGCUGUAACUCCGCCACCUGGUGUGCUAGUGAAUUGUGCCUCUGUGUUUGUGUGCUGCUAAUGCUUUUCCAAAACCACAUAACAUGGCCCUGUUUACCCAAUCUGUCGUCGUCUGUUCCAGUUUGAAUAGCUGCCCUGCUACGAACAGGCCCCUUUGUCUGAUUUGGUGUGCGUAUCAAAAUGUCGAAUGGUCUAGUCUUGUAAUUGCAUUAUUUGAUCUCUUUGUACAAAUCCAACGACUAAGCUGAUAAUAAAAGUGUGAUUUACCACCA